This is a messenger RNA of Musca domestica (house fly), 3630 nucleotides long. RefSeq lists its product as uncharacterized. Gene Ontology annotation, biological process: proteolysis. The transcript has a single exon. Lineage: Eukaryota; Metazoa; Arthropoda; Insecta; Diptera; Muscidae. Gene Ontology annotation, molecular function: aspartic-type endopeptidase activity. The record is from RefSeq and is a predicted model, not a curated record. Bases 1 to 3630 code for a protein of 1209 amino acids.
AUGUCAGCAGAAAGAUAUACCUUAUAUAAAACCCAAAAUCAAAUCCUCAAGGAAAUAUUAGAGAUUUCAGAGAAGCUGAAAUCGGGAACGACUAGGAAGGUUGCUUUAGAAGCAAAUUCAAAGUCGCUGGAGAACAAAAUGCAGGAAGCUAGGACAAAUCAAGCGAAAUUAGAAUUAUAUGAACAAAAAGAUGAGCCAUAUUUUAAAGAGAACAUAUGGGGCAGAAUUGAGAGCUAUUACAAAGAAUGCAAGGAGCUAAUACAAAAAAUUAAAGAUGAACCCGAAAAGCCAGAGAUGGGAAUAGUGGAACAGGGCCGUCGGAAAGUAGAAGCGCUCGAAAAUCUUGGGGCAGUAAAGAACACCGAGAAUAACAAUGAGGCAAUGGAGCAACAAUUUCGAGCGUUACAGGAGAGUAUGCUAAGCCAGUUCAAAUUGCAGCAGGAACAAUGGCAAAAACAACAAGAGCAAAUGAAGAUACAACAGGAACAAAUGCAGAAAUCUAUACAAGAGCAAAUGAGGCAGAUGCUGCAGUUUCAACAUCCAUAUGGAAAUAAUAAAGGAGGCGAAGAAGGAGAUGGAAAACUAACCAUUGUAACCACUCAUGCUAGCAGUGAUAAGAAAAAUGCAGUGCUUUCCCAAUUCAGAAGAAAGAUCCUGAAGCUUUCAGACUCCAUAGAAGAAGAUAUUUCAGGAGUAAGUAAAUAUGCUCUGGAAAAUAUGAAGGUUUCAUGGGAAAAGCAAUUCGACGACAUAAAACGGCUACAUUUAGAAUUAACAACAGAACAUGGAAUGGAGGAAGUGGAUGAUGAAUUGGAAGAUAUUGAAAGGAAAAUGAAUACGAAAAUAAAUAAUAUUAUUUUAAAGAUAGGUGGCCUAAAAGAAGAAUCUCAGGCAGUGGAGUUAAAAAGAAUACAGAUUCCAUGUUUCAAUGGAAAUAUGGAGGAAUGGAGUUCCUUCCACGAUUUAUUUAAGAAAUUGGUUGAUAGGAACGCUCAACUAUCCGAGGUACAAAAGUUAUACUACCUCAAAACUAAUCUGAGAGGAGAGGCGUUUCGUUUGGUGCAACAUUUGCAAGUGACCAACGCAAACUACAAAGCAGCGUGGGAACUAUUAGAAAAACGCUAUGACAACAAACGAAUUUUAUUCACGAAAUUGAUUGAUAAAAUUUUGGAUCACCCGAAUAUAAACAGUCUAUCUGCAGCAAGCAUACGAAAUUUGGUAGAUAGCGUUAACGAAAGCAUACACGCGUUGAGAGCAAUGGGUAUACCGUUGGAACAUGCGGACCCUAUAAUAGCCAGAAUAAUAAUAAGGAAAUUGGAUAAAGAUGGACUCAUUCAAUAUGAGCAGAACGUCAAAAAAUCAAAGGAGAUCCAAAAACUUGAAGAUGUAAUGGACUUCUUAGAACAGCAAUACCAGGCCUUGGAAGCAUCAACGAGCAAAAAAUAUGCUGUUUCAGCAACGUAUAAAAAUCAAGAUAAAUCCGGAGGGUUGGAAAAGAGGCAAUGCAGGUUUUGUAAGCUGAUUGGACAUGAAGUUGUGGCUUGUAGAAAAUUUGCGGCACAACCGGCAAACGAUAGAUUUAGUUGGGUGAAAGCAGCCCAAAUGUGCCUCAGAUGUAUUAAGCACUCGAAAGACAAAAGAUGCCUGAGUGAUUCCAAAUGCCAGAAGUGUGGAUUACAGCAUAACACAUUAGUCCACUUGGAAAAAACAAGCAACACAAAAUCCAUGACCACACAUGCAACAACAAAUGUUCUUCUUGCUACAGCUCAAGUUCGAGUCAAAUCUUGGUAUGGAGAAUAUAUCACUUUAAGAGCCUUGAUAGAUCAAGGAUCACAGAUAACUUCUGUAUCCGAAGAUGCGGCGCAGUUGCUACAAUUACCAAGAUCAAGGACUGAGGUGAGAUUACGAGGUCUAGGAGAUACCAUGGUGGGCGUUGCGAAAUCUAAAGUAUUGCUGAAGAUAAGGCCGAGAUUUUUCAGCAACAAUAAAAUUAUAACGGAAGCACUAGUCUUGCCGAAAUUAGCAUCAGCUCAUCCUGACAACAAUUUCCAUUACGACUUGGAGAAAUGGAAAAACAUAACUCUAGCAGAUCCAAAUUUUUAUAAUUCCGAAAGAAUCGAUCUGGUAAUUGGCGCGGACAUUUUCCAACAAAUAUUGGAAGAAGGUGUUCGCCAUGAAGAGAAGAUAGUGGCACAAAAUACAAAACUAGGAUGGAUUCUUUCCGGAAUAAUUCAGAUGAAAUCCGGAGGAAAUAACGUGAGAUCAGCUGCGACGACGACAAUAGAACGGUUUUGGGAAAUAGAAGAGAUUGAAGAUGAAGAAACGAUAGCAGAAGAUGAUUACUGUCUAAAACUAUAUGAGGAAACAACACGAGUCGAUCAAGCGGGAAGAUUUGUAGUGCGAUUGCCAUUUGCUGAAGACAGACGUUUGGGAGAAUCAUAUAAAAGAGCAAUGGCGAGAUUUUUAAGUCUAGAGAAAAGAUUAGAAGGAUGUCCGAAAUUGAAAGCAGAAUACAUAAAAACAAUAGAUGAUCUAAUUACAACUAAACACAUGGUGAAAGUAGAAGAGAGAAAACAAGGAAAAUAUUAUAUGCCGCAUCAAGCAGUGAUACGUGAAACCAGCUUAACCACAAAAGUAAGAGUGGUGUUUGAUGCAUCGUCGAAAACAUCAAAUGGAAAGUCGCUGAAUGACAUUAUGCAUACAGGUCCAAAGUUGCAAAAGGACAUAUUUGAUAUUAUUACCAAAUGGAGAACUUGGAGAUUUGUCAUAUCAGCCGAUGUAGAAAAAAUGUUUAGACAAAUAAACAUAGACAAAGAAGAUCAAGAAUACCAAUAUGUCCUGUGGAGAAAUAACAAGAGCGAGCCAGUGCAACAAUUCAAACUCACCACAGUGACAUAUGGCACCGCAUCAGCACCGUUUUUGGCUGUAAGGACGCUGAUAGAAAUUGCAAAUCGAUGCGAGAAUCAAGAUAUAGCCAAAAGAAUAAAAGAAGAUUUAUACAUGGACGAUUUACUUACAGGAGCGAAUUCAAAACUAGAAUGUAUGGAAGUACAAGAGAAUAUAGCUCAACAACUGGAAAUGUAUGGGUUCCAUUUAAGAAAAUGGAUAGCAAAUUCUUCGGAUAUAUUGAGAGCUGUAAAUCGGGCUGAAGAAAAUGAAGUAUUGCAAAUUCAAGAAGAUAACUGCUUGAAAACGCUAGGAUUGCAAUGGAGUCCACUGAUGGAUUGCUUUACAUUCAGUAUGGAAGUAAAACAGGAAGACAAGGUGACCAAACGAAUGGCGUUAUCAAGUCUAGCGAAAAUAUUUGAUCCACUGGGUUGGCUGACACCAGUAACCAUAACAGCAAAACUAUUUAUUCAGCAGUUAUGGAUCCAGCAAUUAGAUUGGGAUAUACCGUUGGAUGGAAAAUUGAGUGAUGACUGGAAGAAAUUUGCGUAUAGUCUCCACGUAAUAAAGAACGUGAAGAUACCAAGAUGGUUUCAAAUAGCACCAGUCAGUGGAGUAGAGCUACACGGGUUUGCUGAUGCGUCCGAAAAGGCAUAUGCGGCAGUAGUUUAUCUAAAAGUGGAUUCUCAAAUUGCAAUCGUGGCUGCGAAGAGAAAAGAUCAAAAGAAAAUCCAGCUGACUUAG